Molecule: messenger RNA, 2470 nt
Organism: Magallana angulata
Lineage: Eukaryota; Metazoa; Mollusca; Bivalvia; Ostreida; Ostreidae
Exons: 10
Coding region: 132-1565 (477 amino acids)
Biological process (GO): intracellular signal transduction; cell redox homeostasis
Molecular function (GO): electron transfer activity
Source: RefSeq, a predicted model, not a curated record
AUUGACACGUUGUACAACAGGAGUUGUCCCGCUUAGUUUAGUCUUCCGUAUUGUCGGUGUUUGUUUACCAUCUCAUUAUGGAAUGACAAUUACUGUCGGUUUGUUGGCCGCAAUUUAGAACAAGCUAGAGAAUGGAACUAAAAGGACAGGUGGUAGUAUACUCCAUUGUGGGGUGCCCUCAUUGCAUGAAGGCAAAAAAUACUCUACAAGAAAAGGGAAUUCCCUACACCGACAUCAGCUUGGAUAAAUUCCCCAAGUGUAGGGAGGAACUCAUCUCAAAAACCGGCAAGAAGACCGUUCCUCAGAUAUUCUUUAAUGCUACUCAUGUCGGAGGAAACGAUGACCUGCAAUCGCUGAUCAAUGACAAGGAGAGAUUUGAUGCAUUGCUUAAUGAUGUCAUCACUAAUGAAGCUCCUCCAGAUGCCCCCCAAAUUCCAGAUCCGGAUACUGCAGUUCCAGAUUCAGAUGUGGGAGAUUUCACCUGUGAGCCGGACGAGUAUGCAGUCCUGGUAAAGAAUCUCAGAGCCAGUGGCCUGAUCAAGGACCACCGGAGAUUUUUGUUGGUCCAGAAGAACACCUUUGUGGGGAAAGAGUUUGUAGACUGGAUCGUCAAAACCAAGGGACUAGACAGAUCUGUAGCAGUAGAGAUGGGACAGAAGCUGAUUGAUCAACAUUUUGGACACAACCUAAAAUCCAAUCAGAUGUUUGAGGACUCGGACACUCUGUACAGGCUGAUGGAUGAUGAUGAGUCUACGGCUCUAAAUGCUGGGGAGAUGUCAACAUGUGAACCAAGACCAGCUGGUGAGUUGGGAGAAGAUAUCAGAAAGCUUAUAUUAAAGAUAUACGCAGCCUUCUUGUCGUCUGAUGGUAAGAAAGUGAACUACAAAGGAAUUGCUGGCAGUGAUGAAUUUAAGAAGUAUGUACGUCUUACCAAAGAGUUGCAGCGAGUGAAUGUCGUUGAUGCCAGCGGGAAUGAGAAAGUGGCCUUCUUCAUCAAUAUCUACAAUGCUCUUGUCAUUCAUGCUAAUGUUGCCUUUGGACCUCCUGUAAAUCUGUGGCAGCGAUACAAGUUUUUCAAUACUGUCCGUUAUAUCAUUGGUGGACAUGCUUACUCACUGCAAGAUAUAGAGAAUGGAGUAUUGCGAGCAAAUAGAAAAGGAGUGGGAAUGCUGUUUCGUCCUUUCUCCCAGUCUGAUCCACGCCUGAAGGUCGCCUUAGAAGAGCCGGAGCCUUUCAUUCACUUUGCUCUUGUGUGUGGAGCCAAAAGCUGUCCCCCCAUCAAAACAUACUCCACUGAUGGGUUAGAGGAUCAACUGAAACUGGCCGCUGAAGCUUUCUUGGACAGUGAAGAUGGCCUCACCAUUGACAUGAACAAAAAACAAAUCUUUCUCACCAAAAUUCUCAGCUGGUAUCAAGAAGAUUUUGGGAAAAACAAAGAAGAGGUUUUACAGUGGAUUCUAGCCAAUCUGUCCGAUGGGGAGAGGAAAUCUCAGUUGAAAGAGCUAUUGGAUGGAAAGUCGUACAAAGUGGGAUACAAGCAUUAUGACUGGGGACUCAAUUCAUAAUCCAGAAACUCCCGACUCUCUCAAUGUUUACCGAUUGAUAUCUCCUUGUGUGUUCUCUUACCAUAUGUUGUAACUGUGUUUUUUGGUCAUAUUUUACCCUGCAUACAUACCAAGUUCUUUGGGGUUUUUCAUUCUAUUUAUUUUUUCAAAUUGUAUUACAUUACAUUUUCAAUGCCACAAAUCACAUUUGCAAUAUCUGAUGCCAUCCUUUAAACCAUGAUUUUUUUUAAAACUAGGAAUUUAUAUAACAUGCAACCAUAUCUACUGCAAUAUUAAUUCAAUAUGUUCUGUGAUGUUGCUGAUUUGUUACAUGUACAACUAACCAAACUGUUUUGUAAUCCUACAUGUAAUAAAAUGCAUGAAAACAGAGUUUCAGCCAAUGAAAUCUUAUGGAUAUUGACAAUUUUAUAUUUUGUGUGCCUGUAUAUAUUGUACCAGGUGCAGUUCCGUUAAGUGGAUGUGUUGGUUGUUGAACAUUGUUGUGUAUUUGUUUUGUCUGUUUAUAAAAGCAAGUAUAUUUUUUUAAACCAAAGUACUCGAUGCUGUUGAUUCCAUUGAAAGCUGGGGAUACCAGUUCACUUAUCAGGAUCUGUAACCAUAUCCAGCAUAAUAUACAGGUGAACAAGAUAGCAACCAUAUUAUUAUUUCAAGUAUCAUUCCUGUCAAUAUCAUUAUGUAUGUACAAUGAUUUUGUGAUUGUUCCAUGACAAGUGCUUAUUUAUACAUUUAGUGAUUUGUACAUGUCCAUUUGUGAAUUCAGUUUUAGUAAUAUGAUAAGUUAUAGAAUAUUUUCCUUAAAAAUUACCAAAUUAUAUUCUUUUAUUCAUUUAUUUUUUUCUAAUAAAGUUGUGAGUGAAGAUGUAUCAAAGUGAUUGUUCUGAAAAGUGAAUAGAGAAAAAUACAUA